GCCACAAGGCACAAAUCCAGCAAAAACCCCACAACACUCAAUGUUGGAUACCAAAAAGAAGUGAAUGAUAGUGUCUGCUAUUGACUCUAGUGCUACUUUCUCCCCCUCUCUUAUAGCAGCACACAUUUUGUACUACCUGUAGAUGCUAAAAGAGAGACAGGUAUUAUGUAAUAAAACGAGUUUUUCGAAGAUCUGUCUCCAUCGGUUCUCCUCAACACCACAAUUUUCAUAAUCAUUCUGCUCAGAUUUUGAAGUGUGUAGGUCUUUCUCUCUCUCCUAACCAAAUCUUCAACAAAAAAAAUAUCAUACUUAAACCUCGUGUAAGAACGUGCUGCAUUUCUCAGCGUUAGAACAAAUUUUUAACCGCGAAACAAUAGCCGGAAAAAAAUUAUUUGAAGCCUAUAACACUCUCGUGCAUUUUGAUUUACGCGAGUGAUUGUUUCCCCUUUAUUGGUUUAUUGUUAACUUAAAAGAAAACAAGGCAUUGUAAUAUAAAUAAGACAAUAAUUGCAAUUAAUAACACCAACACAUUGCUGCAUAGGCAUAUUUUUCUUUUCCUGCCCAAAAAUAUAUGAAUGAAAAACUUAAAUUUGUGUGAUGUGCCGACAAAUUAGAAAGUGCAUUAUUGCUGACCACAUCGACCAAGUAAAAUUGUGACAAGUAAUUUUAGAGUUAUUUGUGGCUUUGGACCGGGGAGUGCCUCUGUAAUAAGUGCAAUAGAAUGCAAAAUUUGGAUUAUAUACUCACACAGAAUUGUCAUAGGGAUAGCUAGAGACGACAGCACCACCGUGCAAAUUGGCAGAGAGGACGAAGGCAGGUUGGUGUGAGCUCAAGUAAAAAUGCUGGCCGAUGAGGAGAAACCACCGUCAGUGGCUGAUAUCAAACGAAGUCUCUUUGAGCGGGGAUUGACGGAUCAUCAGCUCCUCAGAACAGUGCCAGAGAAGAGGACCUUAGUGUUGGAGAAGAAGCGACGAAGUCGGAGUUUCGGAGACAUUGUGGAUUUUGAUCAGCCCAAAGAAAUUCAGCGAAAUGCGAGUUUUCGCAUCCCGAAGCCAGUAAGUCUGCAGCAACAGAAGAAAGAUCUUCUUCUGGAGAUCAAAGUGCGUCUAGGAGCACGAAAAGAGCGACUAGAAGAUCCACCGAAGGAGGAAGAAGCGAAAAGUGAAAAGCUUGAAGAGGCGGAGGGUGAUAAAGAGGCCACUAAUGUGACAUCACCUGAGAUAAGAAAACGCUAUUCGCCAGUGUACACAAGAACACGGAGUAUUUGUCGGGCAUCCGACACUUCAUCCACAUACUCCAACAAUUGGCGAAACAGUGGCAAGGAGGAAAUGCAUGUGCCAGAGAAUACACCUGAACAAGUGCCAGAAGACUCCCAAGAACAGUCCAAUCAUGUUGUAAAACGAGAAUCAAAUAAUCCCGCCAGGAAGUCUGUGAAGAGUCUCUAUUCACCCAGUGAAUUUCCCCAUUUGGCGGGAUUUCAAUUUGAUGUGAUCAAGAGGAAUUCUUCAGUGCCAAGACUCUCAUCUCAUCGCAAUACUUACUCUGCCCAUCCCAGUCUGUAUUUUAUUGAAAUUGACGCUGGAAGUGAUUCGUCGGAUGUGGCCAAAUCCUCAUCAAAUGUCAAGAUCAAACGACACACAAGCCUCAGGCAGACAAUCAAGAAAAAACUUCAGAAGACUUUUAGUCAGCAUUCUGUACCAACAACCCUGGAAAAUGCCCAGAAAUCCCCUGGAACAAAUAUACCACAAUUUGUGGUGUCUUGCAUUGAGACACUCACGAAGAAGGAUCUUCUCAAAACAGAAGGUAUCUACAGAUCAUCACCAUCCCAAAUGGAAAUACGACGAGUUAUGAAACAGACACAAAAGGGCAACUUUAAAAUCCUCGAGGAGCUCAGUGAUCCUGCCCUUUUGGCAGGACUCCUCAAAAAUUUCUUUUUCACCAUGAAAGAGCAUUUAAUCAGUGAACAAACCUUCGAGAGACACUUUUCAACCCACACAGAAGAUUUCCCAAGAGAUUUCCUGAUUGAGGAAGAAUAUGUGGAUCGCCUGAAGGUUCUAAUAUUAGAUUUGGAUGACAUUGCAUACGAUACACUGUCCUAUUUGAUGAAGCACCUCAAAGAUGUGGAGGAUCAGAGUGAGAGUAAUCUGAUGAAAGCAUCGAAUUUAGGUGUUGUCUUCUCACCCUGCCUCUUCACCAACAGCGAAAAGAAUUCAAGCACAAUGAAUGUGGAGCUACUGAACUGUAUGGGAAUCCAGACUAAAGUCACGGAGUUGAUGAUUGUCAACUUUGAGGAGUUAUUUGGCGAAGGAACCACCCGAAGUCUCCCUGAGAGUCCAGUGGACAUCCCGUCGUCAGUGUCUGUUUCAAGGAGAAAUUCCGAGAAGGUCAAUGGUGAAGCUGCUCAGAAGAAGCGCGAAAAAAUCAAGGCAAAGAGGAUACGCAGCAAAACUGCUUGUGUUCUAAGUUGAUAUUUUUUUCACCAUGAACAAAUCUGUAAGAAUUCACUGUACAUAGCAUAAUGGUUCAAUUACAUUAGCAAAAUGUGAA
Phlebotomus papatasi is the source of this 2547-nucleotide messenger RNA. RefSeq lists its product as uncharacterized. Bases 840 to 2468 code for a protein of 542 amino acids. Gene Ontology annotation, cellular component: cytoplasm. The transcript has 5 exons. NCBI's taxonomy places the organism in Eukaryota, Metazoa, Arthropoda, Insecta, Diptera, Psychodidae. Gene Ontology annotation, biological process: regulation of GTPase activity; signal transduction. The record is from RefSeq and is a predicted model, not a curated record.